AUGGCCUCCAACAAUAGAUUGUUCGCUCAAGACCCCAAGUUCUGGAGCAACUACCUCAAAGGCCGCCCCCGGGCGCCAGACUCCUUCUUCGAUCGCAUUUUCGCCUACCACGCCGCUCAAGGCGGCCGCUUCAGCACCGCCCACGACAUCGGCGCCGGCAACGGGCCCUACGCCCAGAAGCUCCGUGCGAAAUUCUCCCAUGUCAUCAUCUCGGAUAUCGUAGCUGCGAACGUCGAGCUUGCCCAAGGCCGUCUCGGCAUUGACGGGUACAGCUACCGCGCCGCCAAGGUGGAAGAGGUGGACGAUAUACCUGAGGGAAGCGUAGACAUGGUGUUCGCCACCAAUGUGAUGCACUUCCCCGAUCAAGAGGCAGCAAUGGGGGCUGUUGCCAAGCAGUUACGUUCCGGGGGGACUUUUGCCUGUGGUGCGUUUGGGCCAGCGAGAUUUCACAAUGAGAAGUUGCAGGAUUUGUGGGAGCGUAUUAGCCAUCAGGGGGGCCGUGUGCUACUGAAGAAGGCAGAACGGCCGGCGGAGACGGCGAGGAUCAUGGCGAGGACCCAGGAUAGUUACAACGUGGCGCCGCUUGAUUCGGGGCUGUUCUUGCCUGGGGCGAGGAGGGUGCACUUGAACAUGGGGAAGGGGGGCAUCAUUGGGAUUUUGCCGCCGGAGGAAGCGUACAGGAAUACGGAGCCGGAUUACACUGGACCGGAGGACGUGGAGGUCUUUGAGGAUGAGGAGGGGUGGGGCUUUGAAAUGGAUCUGGAUGGCGUUAAAGAGCACAUUGGGUCUUUUCCAUUUGUUGCGGAGAAUACUGCAGCCUUUACCGAGAUGUUUCGCGAAUUGGAGGACCUGCUCAGAGACGGGAAACUAGUUCGAGGCUAUUGGCCUGCAAAAGUCAUCUUGGCAACACGGCGUUGA
This is a messenger RNA of Pseudomassariella vexata, 918 nucleotides long. Its product is annotated as S-adenosyl-L-methionine-dependent methyltransferase. The record is from RefSeq and is a predicted model, not a curated record. Gene Ontology annotation, molecular function: S-adenosylmethionine-dependent methyltransferase activity. NCBI's taxonomy places the organism in Eukaryota, Fungi, Ascomycota, Sordariomycetes, Amphisphaeriales, Pseudomassariaceae. Bases 1 to 918 code for a protein of 305 amino acids. The transcript has a single exon.